GUGUUUUGAUUGUGUGAGUGAAGGCAAGUCUCCCGCCAUUUCAAUAUAUUGCCAUAUACUUUCUCUACUAAUUCGUGUCAUGAGUGCAUGUGAAGCUAGUGAGUAGUGCCCGUAUUUCUACCUAUCAGAAAAUACAUGAAACUCUUGAAGAUAAAUAGAAAAGUGAGGAAAAGGGCGUAAUAUAUGUAAUGGCGGCCAGUUUCUCGGUUGGUUGGUGCAUGUGGCAGUGUUUAUAGUAUUUAUAAAUUAACCGCCUUUAUAUUAUUUUCCUGAGAUAAGGCGAGGAGUUCACAGCUACCAGGAAUAGUUUGUGUACUUGAGAGGUGAUCGAAUAACGGGAUUAAGGUCUGUUCAAGUGUGCUGCUGUGGGAAAGGAAAACAACAACACUUCGCAUAGCCUCGCCCCAAGUAACACAUGGGCAAUACAUCGUAGUGGCGCCGUUCUCCUGCUGGCGCUGCUGUGCUUCUCUGCCGCGGGUCAAGAUGCGGGGGGCGGCACGAAGGCAGCCAAGGAGCCCAAGGGUGAAGGUGAGGCUAAGGCGGAGGGGAACAACACGGCCACCACCACCACUACCAGCCAGGACAAGGCCAGCAAAGGGGGGCGCUGACGACCAGGGCGGCAAGUUCUUCGUCAAUAAAGCGCGAUCCACCACCACCUGGACCUUCCUCUCCUCCUUCACCUCCAUCGUGCCCUACACCUGCUACACCACCGGCAUGGGCACACCAGAGGCAUGCAUGGGUCGGCGCCUUAGACGUUCCCGGAAGCUGGCGGCGGACUGGGAGGUGAGCAAAGACUCAGCGCGUCUCUACGGCAGCACCCUCGAGGAGGGAGAAGACCCACUAGACUCAGAUAGGGAGUCAAAGGAAGGCAAGUUCUUCUUCCAGAUCUGGAGCACCGUCAGCACCACCGCCACCGUCACCACCUUCUCCACCAACCGCUCCGUCACCAUCUCCGUCUCCAUCCUGUGCACCUACGCUGGCAUCACUUACAAUACCUGCUAGUGUGCGUGUGUUUGUACGUGUACGUGUCUGUGGUUGUGCGUGUGUAAGUGGCGUGAGUAUCGUUGGUAUUACACACACACACACACACACACACACACACACACACACACACACACACACACACACACACACACACACACACACACACACACACACACACACACACGUACACGUAUAUGCUCAUGGUGUACACGUCUUCGUUAUUACGUACGUGUACACGCGUCACGUACACUGAAGCUUGUUGGCUGUCUGUUUCUACCACCACCACCACCACCACUACCACCACUACCACUACUACCACCACCACCCACCACUACAUGAAGCGAAACAGUUACGAAAAACCAUCUAUCUAUCUUUCAUUUCCCUUUAUUCUCCCCUUCCUUCCAUCUAGUAUCCAUCUCCCUCCCUCCUUCCUUUCCUCUCCCUUCUCUGUACCUUUCCUCCACCAGCGCAUCCUUCUCUUCCUCAACUUCCCCUUCGUUAUCAUUAACUUCCUUUCUCACCUUCCAUUGUUUUCCUAUCCUCUCCACUCCUCUUUAGCACAAACAGCCUCCCGCGGGUCAAGAGGUCUGCUGCUGUUUGUUCUUCCUUUGUGUUCCCUGCCAGCAAGCCCCCAGUGAAGAUGUCAGCUUGUCUCCACGGCCAAAGGAACGAAAUUAUUGCUUAUGUUAUAGUUGUUGUUUAUAUUGUAAUUACCUAACUGACCCCUGUAAAUACACUUAGAGACUUGU
Messenger RNA from Scylla paramamosain (green mud crab), 1733 nucleotides. RefSeq lists its product as uncharacterized. The transcript has 4 exons. The coding region runs from base 484 to 1002 and encodes 172 amino acids. The record is from RefSeq and is a predicted model, not a curated record. NCBI's taxonomy places the organism in Eukaryota, Metazoa, Arthropoda, Malacostraca, Decapoda, Portunidae.